AUGCCUAUGCUAUGGCAGCGUUGUUUGCGCCAAAUUCAGGCCGAUCCCGAACAGGCAGCAGAAUGGAAAGCUCGCGUCGAACUGGCUCUCAUUGAAUCAGCUCAAAUUGAAACCCCCCCUGGCAUCCGGCGCAAGUACUCAAGUCUCCGCAAUACCGGGGCGCGCCUUGGGGAGAACAUUCGAUCGAGCAAGACAUUGAACCGUCACGAAUCUAUGGUACUAAAGCCCACUGUGGGCUUGAACGCCACGGCCGCUCAAGCUCUUCAAGACCUGGGCGGCACAGACCAACGUAUCCUCGGUCUCGUACCCCCUGACAAUGCCCAAGCCGAAGCAGAGAACAGCGACAACGAGGCUACACCCGCCGUGACGGGAUAUCUCACCGAGCGUGAGAAGCGCCAGUACGAGGACACGGUUGAGGAUUUCCUUGAGCGGUUUCGGCAGGAGAUGGCGGAUCGUCUGCAGAGCGAUAAGAUUCUGGCCGCUGGGAGGCGUCUGGACAGGGCGGUGGAACAUGUCGAACGCUUGCUUGGCACCAAAUUGCUUCGAGGCAACUUGAAGCGGCCCGAGGACUCGCGCAAGCUGUCAAGGACCAGAGGCGGCGCGGACGCAUAUAGCGAACUUAAGGCAGCUCAGUCCGCCCUCGCAUCCUUACGGAACAGCGCCGAGAAGAGUGCUCGGAUAUUUCUACGCAACGACAUGAAGAUAGAGUAUCCGAGCCCCGAGAGUCGAGCCCAAACAACGCUGGAGCGUAAGGGCCGUGAGGAAGUCUUGAAGCACCCUUCUGCAGCUCUGGAGGUUGCAGCAAGACGAACUGUGCUUGCUGGCGACCUGGACAUGCCCGCCACGGCCUCUGGCGAGAUGUCUUUGCAAAGUUUGUUUGGAGAGGAGUUUUCUGGCGAGCGGGAAAUUCCUGAGGUUCCCAAGGAAGAAAACGUUACUGGGAUGGAUCCUUCAUAUAUGUGCAUGUGCCACGCUCGGUGCGCCUGA
Molecule: messenger RNA, 987 nt
Organism: Dacryopinax primogenitus
Lineage: Eukaryota; Fungi; Basidiomycota; Dacrymycetes; Dacrymycetales; Dacrymycetaceae
Exons: 2
Coding region: 1-987 (328 amino acids)
Source: RefSeq, a predicted model, not a curated record